Molecule: messenger RNA, 353 nt
Organism: Racocetra persica
Lineage: Eukaryota; Fungi; Glomeromycota; Glomeromycetes; Diversisporales; Gigasporaceae
Source: the annotation of a GenBank genome assembly
AAUAUUACCCAACUGUUGAUGAAUUCUUACGGAGACUACAAUCUGAAAACGAAGUAAAAGAUCAAAAUAUUGAAAUGAAUGAUGUUAUUGUUGGCAACGAAAAUGAGGAUCAACUAAAAGAUUCAAAAAUUGAGUCCGGAAAAAAGAAUGAUGAAAGACCAGGCUUUGAAGGUCGCCAUUUACCAAAACUAAUACAGAUGCUUGAACGUGGAACCACUGAUAAACUUCCAAGAAAAUUCAAACGUAAGUUAGGAAAAAGACAAAUAAAUCCUAGGGCUAAUAGUAAAAUUAGAAAAUAUGUAGCAACUCAUGGAUUUCAACCUUCUCCUAUGCUUGACGAGGGUGACGUAUGA